AGAGUAGCGCUUCAUCCUCCGUCGCCUAGAAGCCCGCCGGCAACGCUGCAUUUCAAAAACAAACGACAGUUCCUUCUCUCCGUUCGUUUCGUGACGAGAAUCAAUUCCAUGCAUGUGGUUUGCGGCAUCUUGUAACUUGUAAACAAAAGCGUUUCGGAAAUCUGCGAAUAGUGUGUGCCCUUUGUUACCGGUAGAAUGAUAUCUGAUGCGAACGUACGAGCUUAUAUUCUAGUAAAAAUUCGCUUAUUUAAUCAGUGAUGUGUGUACUUAUAUCGAUUUUUUGACAUAACCUAAAAACUGGUGAUUCACCCUUCUAUUACUGGGUUAAAUUACCCUUUACGACCCCUUCGGUGUUUUGUUUUUAAUUUUAGAAUACGUUCCCUGAUCCGGAUAUUCAAAUAUCGAGUAGGCUGUGAAAACGUAUCAUAUUUUUGAUAAUAAAUGAUUAGAUUCAUCAGUGUUAAAUUUAUGAAAUGAAAACAAUUUUGAAACGUGAAAAAACAAAUAGUAACUGUAACAUUCGGACGAUUAGUGCGUAAUUUAAUGGUGAUUUUUUUAUAUAAGUUAUCGUAAUAGGGAAAAUAUGCUCUGAAUAAUGGAUUUUGAUAAGGACCCAACCUUACAGGAGUGGACUAGAGAACAACCAUUAGCAGUCCUAGCCUUAGAUAGCGCCGAUAGAGCGGUUUUACGUAUAGCAGACGAAAGAGACGCCGUUCAAAAGAAAACUUUCACAAAAUGGGUCAACAAACAUCUAAAGAAGGCUCGACGUCAAAUCCGGGAUCUUUUCGAAGAUCUACGAGAUGGCCACAACUUGAUUUCCCUCUUGGAAGUUCUAACUGGCGAACAACUUCCGAGAGAGAAAGGACAGAUGCGCUUUCAUAUGUUACAUAACAUAGAUACAGCCCUUCAUUUUCUUCGUUGUAAAAACGUGAAGUUGGUCAACAUCCGAUCCGAAGAUAUCGUCGAUGGAAAUCCCAAAUUAACCUUGGGACUUAUAUGGACAAUCAUUCUACACUUCCAGAUUUCCGAUAUAGUUGUUGGUCAAGAACCGAAUGUUUCGGCUAAGGAUUACUUGCUUAGAUGGGCCAAACGCACUACUCACCGAUACCCCGGCGUAAAUGUGGUCGAUUUUACGAAAUCAUGGCGCGAUGGAUUGGCGUUCACGUCUAUCAUUCACAGAAACAGACCGGAUUUGAUAGAUUUUGGAAAAGCAAGGCAACAACGACCCAGAGACAGAAUGGAGAACGCUUUUUAUAUUGCCGAACGAGAAUAUGGAGUUACUAGAUUAUUGGACCCAGAAGAUAUCGACACCCACAAUCCAGAUGAGAAAUCACUCAUAACCUACAUUUCCUCCUUGCACGAGGUCUUCCCAGAACCUCCACCGAUCCAUCCUCUCUAUGAUUCAGCAGCUCAACAAAGAGUUCAAGAAUACCGAGAAAUCGCUUCUUCUCUUCAUAUGUGGAUAAGGGAGAAAUAUUCCCUAAUGCAAGAUCAUUCGUUCCCGCCCACUUUAAUAGAAAUGAAAAAAUUAGCCGUUGAGUCAUCAAAGUUUAAGACUGACGAGAUUCCGCCAAGACAAAGAGAUAAAAACUAUUGCACGCAGUUGUUUAAGGAACUUGAAAAGUACUUCAGAAGCGUAGGAGAAGUCGAAGUUGAACCAGAGCUGCAUAUUGAUAAUAUAGAGAGAAGUUGGCAACGAUUGAUGGAGGCUUAUCAAGUUAGAGAUAGGAGAAUCGCGGAGGAAAUCAAGAGGUUGGAGAAGCUGCAGAGAUUGGCAGAAAAGGUUCAUAGAGAAAUUAAGCAAACCGACUCCAAUUUAGAUACAAUCGAACGAGCGAUCGAAAACGAAUCAAGAAGAAUUGAACGAAUCCAUCCUUUAGAAGCCAAAAAGAUUGCCGAUCAGAUAGAUCAAGAUUUAUCUACGAUAGAACAAAACAUACAAUCGCUUAAAACAGAUGUAAAUACCUUGAGAAAUGGAAGGUAUCCACAAGCUAGUGAUUUAGAUAAACGCGUUAAUAAGUUACACGAACGAUGGGUAAAUAUGAGACAUCUUUUGCAUAACAAGAUCGUAGGUCCCCUGGCCAAUUUGAGUUUCCCAGUGGAAGAAAGAACCGUCACAAAGCAUAUUCGUACAGUACAAGAAACCAGAAACGUAGAUACCAAUCCUCAUUUUCGAACAUUGCAAGAACAUAUUGAAUGGUGUAAAAAUAAGUUGAAACAACUUAAAAAGGCAGACUAUGGAACUGAUUUAGCUUCAAUACAAACAGAAAGAGACAUUCAUCAAAGAGAACACAAACAAAUUGAUCAAUUCCAUUCGAAAGUGGAAACAUGCUUAAUGGCUCGACAAUAUUUUCAAGGAGAAGAACUUGUAUUGUAUAACCAACUUCUUGGACAACUUCAGAAGAUAUAUGCUGAGCUACUGUCAUUUAGUACAAACAGAAUGACAGAUUUGGAAUCACUGCUCGAUUUUAUUCAGAGCGCUACCAAUGAAUUGAGUUGGUUGAAUGAAAAAGAAGAAAUAGAAGUUACCAGAGACUGGAGUGACACCAAGCUGGAUGUUAGAGGCGUGGAAAAAUACUUUGAGAGCUUAAUGAGCGAUUUAGAAAAACGAGAAAUCCAAUUUAAUUCCGUCCUAGAGAGAGGUGAAAGUCUAGUUCUACAAAAUCAUCCAGCAACUAAGGCAAUUGAAGCUCACAUGGCUGCAAUGAAUGCCCAAUGGGCGUGGUUGCUGCAACUUACUCAUUGUUUAGAAACACAUUUGUUGAACACUAGAAAUUAUCAAGCUUUCUUUAACGAUAUUCAAGUUGCCGAAGAAUGGCUAAAAGAGAAAGAUGAAAUCAUGAAUACAGAAUUUAGCCAGGGUGAAUUCAGCCUUGACGUUGGAGAAAAACUUCUACAGGGUAUGCAAAAUCUUAGAGACGAAUUGAACAAUUUCGGCGACCAAGUGCAAGCUUUAACUGCCAGAGCUCAAGAAAUAGUGCCUUUAAAACAACGUCGACAACCAGUUACUAGACCCAUUACAGUUACUGCAGUUUGCAAUUACAAACAAAACAACUUCGUUAUUGAGAAUAAUAAAGAAUGUACCCUCACUGACAAUUCAGGUCGAACAAAAUGGAGGGUACACAACUCAAAAGGUAUAGAAAGUCAAGUACCGGGUGUAUGUUUUGUACUUCCACCACCAGACAAAGACGCUUUAGAUGCAGCAGAUCGUUUACGACGUCAAUAUGACCGUUCUUUAUCUUUAUGGCAGAAAAAACAACUCAGAAUGAGGCAAAAUAUGAUAUUUGCUACAAUCAAAGUUGUGAAAGGAUGGGAUUUGCCGCAAUUCAUUGCUAUUGGUGCUGAACAAAGAAAUGCCAUUAGGAAAGCACUAAAUGAAGAUGCAGAUAAAUUGAUGGCUGAAGGUGACCCAUCAGAUCCUCAACUAAGAAGGUUAAGAAGAGAAAUGGAUGAAGUUAAUAGACUGUUUGAUGAAUUUGAAAAACGGGCUAGAGCAGAGGAGGAAAGUAAGAAUCAAGCUAGACUCUUCAACAACCAAAUAUCAAAUCUUCAAUUAGCCCUAGAUGAAGCGGAACGUAUAAUAAACCAACGUGUACUAUCGCCUCUUCCAAGAGAUAUUGACACUCUUCAGCAUCUAGUCUUAGAACACAAAGAAUUCGAAUCCAGACUACAAAAUAUGGAACCAGAAGUUGAACAAGUGAAAGAUACGUUCAGAUCAAUCACACUCAAAACUCCACAACAUAAGAAAGAUUUAGAAAAAGUUUUAGACAAAUGGAAAUAUAUAUGGAACACUAGUAAUAUUUACAUCGAAAGAUUGAAGUGCAUAGAAAUUGUUCUAAAUGGCAUGUAUGAUGCCACACAAGUUAUAUCUGAAUUCGAGAAGAAAUUAGCGUUGUUUGACGAGCUUCCCAAAACCAAAAAAGGACUUGAAGAUGUUCAUGAUGAUUUACUCAAAUUAGAAUCUGCUGUCGGACAACAACAAAUAGUUAUGGAUCAACUUAACGACGACUUUGACAAUACUAGACGAUUGACUGAAAAAUCUAGACCAAACCAACGUGGUCCUCAUUCAGAUGUAGAACGUUUAGAUAAAGAAAUACAAAAAUUAAACAGUAGAUGGAGCAAUGUUUGUUUACAGUUAGCCGACAAGUUAAGAGGUUGCAAACAAGCUUAUGAUUUACUCAAAAACUACGGAGAAGCUAAAGAAAUUGAAGACCAUUGGCUAAACGAACAGUAUGGUAAAUUAGAGAUGCUACAACCAAUCAAAGAAAGGGCUAAAGAACAUUUGGAUGCUACUAGGAAUCUUCUCAACAGUGUUGUGGAAAGAGCACCUAAAAUUGAACAAGUCAAUGUAAAUGGAGGGCGUUUCAUUAGAGAAGGCAAGAUAUGGAGCAAGGGGGCACAGAAGUUCCGCGAAGCAUUGUUAGAAUACCAACCGUCGCUGGACGCCAACGCAGCUAUCUGGAACAACAAGCAACCUUCUGGUGCCGACCUGGUGGCCAAAGAGUUGGAUGAAUUUAACGAGAGAUACCAGUAUCUGGUGGACUUCUUGUACGACCGGUUGAAACAGAUAGCUGAGAAAUGCAAAGGAGAUAUCGUCACUUUGAGAUUGGUGGAACAAAUGCAACCACAACCAUUCAGAACCUUUAGGACUGAAUUCCAUAUGAGCAGUGCCAGUGAACAAACAUCUACUUUCACCACAACUACUCAUUACAGUAAACAGUUCAUUCAAACAACAAGAACAGAAAACGGUACCUCAUUAAAAUCUUCAGAUGAUCAAAGAGACGGAAGGCUACGGGAUGAUACAGAUAACAUAACAAACGGCAGACCUCCCGACAAACACACUACCCUUACCCAUAUUAUACAAGGACCGGAAUCUUGGGUAACUUCUGUGCAAUUUAACGAAAUAAAAUCUUUAAAAAAGACACACAAGGUAAAUGAAGGUAUAAGCACAGAUGAUAUCAACGACAUAGAAGGCAUUUUGAAUCCUUACACAGGUGAAAAAUUGACUAUUAGAGAAGCCAUAGCGGAACGUAUCCUUGAUGUAAGAUCGGGUAAAGUGGUGGUAUCUACGAACGGGACGCAACUCUCCAUAAACGAAGCGCAGAGAGUAGGAAAUGUUCAUUCUAUUAUAGCCAAGAGAUUACAAAGUCCUUGUGGUAUAACUGAAAAUGGCCGAGACCUGACACUUUUAGAAGCUAUUCAACGAGAAAUUUACGAAGCAGAACACGGUUUUUCGGAUCCAUCUGAAAAAAGAUUAAAGGUAACUCAUUCAACGACAAUAAAUCAAGCUAUAGAUGAUGGUAGAGUUGAUGUUAAUGCCGGAACGUACACUCUUGAAAGCGGGGAAAGAAUAGAUUUAAGGGAAGCUUAUAACAGAGGUUACCUUCUAGAACACACGGAAGUUAAAUUGCAAACGGGCGCUAUCACGUUAUCCGACGCAAUAACUCAAGGUUUAAUAGAUGACAAAACUGGUUGGAUUGUGGAUAGGAAUACCGGAAAUAAAUAUCAAAUCGAUGCUGCAGUUAAAUGUAAUGUAGUAGACGGUGACGUGAGAGAAAUAGUCGAUACUAAAUCCGAUAACAAAAUAACAAUAAUACAAGCAUUAGAUAAAAAUUUGAUUAAUCCUAAAUUGGGAAAGUAUAUUCUAGGUCACGAAAAAUUAUCAUUUUUAGAAGCUAAACGUAGACAAUUGAUCAUUAAACCUAAAUCUCUUAAAGAAAUCGUUGAUGAUAAUUUGAUGGGCGCGGACGGUUUAAUUUCAUCUCCUACGCAUCAAACUAAAUUAACUUUACUCGAAGCGGCAAAUCGUGGUGUGUUAGAUUUAGAUUCGUUAAAAACUAUCUUAGAUUUACGAACAAAUGAGUACGUAACGCUUAACGAAGCUCUAAAAGAAGGAAUCAUUUUACACGAUAGUAGAUUCAGAAAUUCUGUCACUAAUGAAGUGUUGUCGAUACAAGAAGCUGUCAGUAGAGGUUAUAUCAUAUCUGUAGUAAAAAAAUCUAUAUUCGACGUAGACGGUUUCCAACCUCCCGAUAAAUCCGAUCAUAUUAGUUUCAACGCAGCAAAUACUAAAGGUUAUAUUAGCAAAAAAUCAAACGGUAGCUUAUUAGUUAAUAAGAAAAAUGGAAAACUUCUUCCUUUCUGUGAUGCCGCACAAACUGGCGAGGUUAAACCGGAGGUUUUUGAAAAUUUGAGUCGCCCUAUCGGAAUAUUCGAAAAUGAAAAAGAAUUAACUUUAUUAGAAGCGGUAUUUCGCGGGUACGUAGAUCCUAAAACAGGUAAUUUAUUGGAUCCAUCUACUGGUAAAGUAAUUUAUUUAAACGAAGCUAUAGCUCAACAUUUUAUAACGCCUGAAGGUGCCGCUUUGCUAAAUAGUUUACUAAAUUUAAACGUUUCUACAAAAGUUACUCGUACUCUAGUCCAAAGAUAUGUUACUGUUACUAGUCAAGAUGUCACACAAGAAAUUAUUACCUACACCGAAGCCUUAAGAUUAGGUUUAAUAAAUAACGAACAACAAACGUAUACGGAUCCUCAAACCAAAGAAGUCAUUCCUAUUGUUCAAGCUAUUAGCGAAGGAAAAUUAGCUCCAGACUCUGAAAGCUCAGAAAAAAUAAUUACCAGUCAAACCACCAAAGUGGUCAACGAUAAAUCGAUAACAACAGAUUUUAUUACAAAUGAAAAGAAAUCGUUCGAAAAACACAUUUAUGCAUUGCCUCCUGAAGGUUUGACACUAUCAGAUGCCAUCAGUCAAAACUUAUAUGAUCCUGUACACGGUUUGUUCUUAAUCGAAGGAACCGACCGUCAAGUUAGUUUCCAAGAAUGUAUUAAUUUAAAACUUAUCGAUCCAACUUCGAUAAGUGUCGUAGAUCCUAUCAGUAAAAAUAAAAUUCCUGUAACCAAAGCUCUAGACAAUAAAAUUGUAGAUUCGAUGGGUCACUAUGUUACCCCCACAGAAAAAAUCACCAUGAAACAAGCCAUUCAAAAAGGAUUAAUUACCAUUGACGACGAAAAAAUGGAAAUGGACGAAUCUAAUGACAAUAUAACUACUGUUAAAGUUGUUCGAAUAGAACCUAACAUAGUCUACGAUCCCGAAUCACACGAUGUUACAUUUUUAGAUAGCAACCAAUCAUCAGAUCUAAUCACCGCCAUAAACCAAAAUAAAAUACCUUUAGAAAAAGUUACCGUUAAAGAUCCUACAACAAACCAAUACAUUCCCAUGAAUCAAGCCAUCGAACAAAAUCUCGUUGACUUAGAAAAAGGUACUAUUAAAGACAGCGGUGGAAAUGAAGUUUCUUUAAAAUAUGCAGCCCAACUAGGUAUGCUCGCUAUUAUUGGAGCUCCUGUAGUUGCAACGAAAGCUACGAUAAAAAUUGUAAAACAUCUUUUCGUAACUGAUCCCAACACGGGUCAACAAUUAUCGGCAGAAUUAGCUCUACAGCGAGGCCUGAUAGAUCAGGCUACCCUAGAAAAAUUGCAAAAACAAAGCAGUGCAACUCAACAGGUAGCUUCAGACGUUGUUAUACCUUCUCAGGGCUUGGCUCAAAUAGAACCUUCUAAAAUAAAAACUUUAAGUACUGCCACUAUUAGUUUAUAUGACAGUGACGGACCUUCAGAGGCAGAUAAAACGCGCGCUAGAAUAACCAUCGAACCAACUUAUAGUGUUAAAAUCGGUAGAGCGCAAUCACUUAGUCCGCAAAAAGAAGCGAAAAAAGUGGUUUUGCAAAAACUGAGAAGGAAAAUUGUAAAACCAAAAGACGCCGUUACGGCUGGAAUAAUUGAUUCGGAAACGGCACAAAUAUUGGAUAAAAAGAAAUUAUUCAUUUCUCCAAACGGGGAACCGUUAACAUUACAAGAAGCCAUAGAAGCUCACCAAUUAGACGGUAAACAAGGUAAAAUAGUAGAUCCGCAAAGAGGUGAUUUGUUGACCAUAAGAGAAGCCAUCGAUCGAGGUAUUCUGGAUCCGGAUGGUACAAAUGAACUUUUAGUGCCUUUAAAUCGAAGUCUGUCAAUCCCUGAACUUGUUAAACAAGGUUUAAUAGACCCAGACAGUCACAAAAUCGUCCAUCCCGAAACAGGUGCUCAUUUAAGUAUUAGUGAAGCUAUUGUCUGUGAUAUUGUUGAUCCUUUGAGUACAUUAAUUGAAAAAUCUGGCGAUAAAGUUACUUUAGGUAAAGCAUUAGAAAUAGGUGUGGUAGACGACAAGAAAUCUACCGUUGAAACAAAUUCUGGAACAAAAGACUUACAACAAGCUGUGAAAGAUAAAAUAUUUGAUGAAACAACGCCUGUUGGACCAAUUGAGUUACCUCCUGCAGGUAUGACAUUCCCUGUAGCUGUGAAAAGAGGUCUAGUGGAUACUGAAAAGAAAGAAAUAAUCCACCCUCUUACAAACGAAAUCAUUCCAUUAGUUGAUGCUAUUGAAGACAAUUUUAUUAUGACAUUACCUUUUCCCUCUAGUCCAAAUUCUGUUAAAAUAGAAAAUGCUUUAGAUUCAAAUUUGAUCGAUUCAAAAAAUUCUACAUUUAAAGAUCCCAAAACUGGAGAAAUUUACCCAAUUUCGGAAGCCGUCGAAAAAGGUUUGCUGGUUCUUAAAGAACCUAUACACGUAGUAUCAUUCAGCCAUUCCACCCCUGUAACAACAUUAACAGAAACCGUUAAUACCAUCCACACGGUUACAACCAAGACGAUAGAACUGCUAUCAGGAUACGCGAUAUUAAAUAAAAACGAAAUACAAAAUAUAGAAACGGGCCAGAUCAUUUCAAUGGCAGAUGCUAUUGAGCAAGGCAUUGUGAAAGACGUAAACGAAACUCAGAAUAAGACUAUCGUCAAAGACAUAAAAAUGAGUUUUUCAGAUGCUUUGAAUAAAGGUUUAGUUGAUAUGAAUGCAGGUAUUUUUCUGGACCCAGCAUCUGGUAAACAAGUGACAAUAGAAAAAGCUCUACAAGACGGUACAUUAUUGGCAGUUCCUCAGGGUAUUCCAAAAGUUACUGGUACAAAUAAAAUUUCCGAUUUAACUAUUGCGGAAGCAUACGAAACUCUUUACGAUAAAAAAACCAAUACUUUCCGUGAUCCGAAUGACGAAACUAAAGAACUCACCUUCAAAGAUGCCAUAGUAAUGGAAAUUAUUGAUCCUAACUCGAUAAUAUACGAUGUAACAUCCAAUAAACCAAUAACUGUAGAACAAGCUGUAAAAAUAGGACUUUUAGACGCCAAAACUGGACAAGUAAUCGAUGAAAAGUCAGGUAAGUCAAUAGAUUUUAAAGAAGCUACAAAGAAAGGUUUAAUAGCAGUUUUGGGAGGAUUGACAUUACCCGUAGUAGCACCUGUUUUGGCAGGAGCAGCAGCUAUUAAAGCAGUGAAAAACUACGCGGACAAGAAAAAAACUGAAAAACAAGCUGAGCAAAUUUACUCACAGAAAAACCUUAAACCAGUCCCGGUUGAUCAUCACGAAUCUAAAGAUGUAACUAGAGAGGAAGUAACUGUUACUAUCGAUAUGCCUCAAAAAAUAGUGAUACUUCCUAUUGGCGAUGCCAUUUCUCAAUUCAAAAUUGAACCAAAAAUAUGCCGAAUUUUAUACAAUAAUAAAGAAUUGCCAUUCACAGUACAAGAUGGCUUAGAGCAAAACAAACUGAGUCCUUUGGAUAAUAUACAAAUUAUCACAAAUCACGAAGUCAUACUUGUAGAUGAUUCGAAAACUGCUGUAUUAAUUAUUUCGAAACAUUUGACUUCUCAAAUGAUGGCAGAGUUAGGAUAUUACGAUAUAAGAACACGAACAUUUAUUAAUCCUCAAACAGGCGCUCACAUAACUUUCGAAGAAUUAAUUUAUGGUUUGGGAAUAUUCGAUGCCGAAACAAUUCUAGUCAAAGAUUCAACUAAAAAACCACCGAUUUAUAUUCCAUUAGAUGAGGCUCUCAAUAGAAGACUAAUUGAUAAACACACGGGUUACAUGGUUGAUCCUAAAACUGGUAAAAAAGUUCCAUUCUUUGAAGCUGUUAAACUUAGAUGGAUCAUUCACGUGAAUGAUAAACCCAAAGAGAAAUAUCAACCUUUAACGCUUCAAGAAAUUGUAGAAAGUGAACAAUUCGAUCCAAUUAACGUCUCCGUGAAGACAAAUGAUAAAGAAUUACCUCUGAUAAAGGCUAUCACCUCUAACAUAGUCGAUGGAAAAUCUGUUACUAUCAGAGAUCCUAGAACGAUGCAGCUAGUUCCUUAUUAUGAAGCCGUAGAUAAAUCGAUAGUGGACCCACAAAGAGGUUUUGUGAUAAAUAAUGCUUCUCUAAGAACUAUGCUAUUCCCCGAAGCAUUCCUCAAAGGUUACGUACUAGCAAUUCCAAGACCUAUUUCAUUACAAGCUGUUAUACAUAAGGGAAUGUAUGACUUACAUACUUGUAAAAUUAAUGAUCCUUUAACUAAAUUACAUAUAUCUAUACCAGAUGCGGUGGAUCGUCAAAUUAUAGACGAUAAAAUUAGUGAAGUAAAAGACACUAAAACAAAUACAUUCAUUCCUCUAGAUGAAGCCCUGAAAAACAAUUUAAUUGAUUCAUCCGAAGGUAAACUGAGAGAUACUAUUUCAGGAAACUUAGUACCACUAAACCAAGCAUUAGAAUUGAACCUGAUUCGCACGAAACCUGUAGUUUUCAAUUUAUUACAAGCUAUAAUUCAAAACUACUAUUCAGCACGAACAGGACUAAUUUUAAAUCCAAUAACCGGUGACGAAAUCACUUUACAAAAAGCUAUAGAAUUCAAAUUGAUAGAUCCAGUAACUACCAGAAUCAAAGAUGACAAACGCGGACGUAUCGUUGAAAUUAAAGAAGCUAUUCAAUCGAACUUACUAGAUCCCGAAAAAGGAGUACUAACAAGCCCAUUAUUGCCUUUAGACCAAGCGUACCUCAGAGGAUAUAUACUAAGCACCGUUUUACCAUGGUCUUUGCAAGAAACUCUAGCGCAAAAAGUUUACGAUCCAAAAAGCGGACAGUUUACAAUUAACAACGCUAAUAUAACGCUAGUUGAAGCUAUAGACGGAGGUAUCGUGAAUCCUAAUGUUCUAACUAUAAAAGAACCAAGAUCUGGAGAUAUCAUUACCUUGAACGAAGCUAUUAACCUCAAACUUAUAGACCCUAUAAAAGGUGUCGCAUUCGAUCCAUCAACAAAUACCGAAGCUAAUCUAUACGAAGCUUACGAUAGAGGUUUUAUAGUUCCGUAUAAAAGUCAAAUCACUCUGCCUGAAGCAGUCUUUAAAGGAUUCUACGAUCCAAACACUGGCAAAUUUAUCAAUCCAAAGAAUAAAGAAAGACUUAAAGCUUCGAGCGCUAUCAAUCGUGGCUAUGUUGACGUCUCAUCUACUUUAGUAACCAUAGAUGAAGAAAUAGUAACGUUUGAACAAGCCAUGUUUGAUGGAAUUAUUGAUACGAACGAAGGUAUAUUAAUGAGCUAUAACGAACCCGUUGAUUUCAGCGAAGCUUUCGAACGAGGGUUAUUAGUAGAAAUACGACCACCCGUACCGUUAAGUGAAGCAAUAGCGAAAGGAAUUUACGACGAAGAAUCUCAAUUAUUCCUAGAUCCGCAAACUGGUCAGUACAUAACUUUGAUAGAAGCCAUUGAAAUUAAUCUAAUCGACGCAGAGUCGGUCAGUGUUAAAGAUACUCGAAUAGGAAUAUGGAGAAAAAUACCUCUAAUUGACGCUAUUCAUAACAAUUAUGUUGACGGUAAUACUGGAAUGGUUAAAGAUUUUUCAAAAGGAGAACCCUACGAGGUAUCCUUACAGAAAGCUUUUGCUUUAGGCAUUUUGGUUGAUAACAAAGCAGCUGUGUCAUUACAAAGAGCAAUCCACCAAGGCCUCUAUGAUGAGAAUACAGGUAAAAUACUGGAUCCUAAUACCGAUAGAAGAAUUACUUUACAUGAAGCUAUACGAAAUUUCAGUAUCAAUCCAUUACUAUUAUGUUAUUUGGAUAAACAUUCAGGUAAAUUCUUAAACUUGACAGAUACUUGUAGGUUAGGAAUCAUAGAUAAACGUAACGGUACCUUCAAGGAUCCAAAUACUGGUAAAAUAAUCAAAUUAUCCGCAGCUUUGAAUUCGGGUUUGAUAAUUGACAUAGAGACAGCUAACUUUGGUUUGUACGAAGCUUUAGAAAUGGAACUAUAUAUACCGGACGAGAAAGUUUUCGUACAUCCUGCAACUGGACGCAAAUAUAACCUUAAAGAUGCUUGCGAGAAUGAACUAAUUAAUCCGGAGACGUCUCUGAUUAAAAAUACUAAACUAAAUAAAUACGUAAAAUUGCCGGAAGCUAUAGAAAGCCACAUUGUUAACGACGAAUUCGGAACAUACAUUUUCCCUCAUGGCAAUACUAUUGAUUUAGUAGAUGCAAAAAAUAAAGGGCUCAUUGUUACUGCCAAUACACCCUUAAGCCUAGAAGACGCGAUCAAAAACUUUUUGUACAGACCCGAUUCCGGAAAAUUCAUCGAUCCUGUCACCGGUGAAUAUUACGAUCUUUCACAAGCUAUAGCUGUCGGUUUUAUAGAUCCCUCAACUACAGGACUAAAAGAUUUAACAAAUAACAGCGUCAAAUCCUUGAUAGCAGGUAUACAGGAACAUAAUAUUGAUGUUGAAAAAGGUAGGGUUUUAGAUUCCAAAUCUAAAAAGACUUACAACCUAGAUGAAGCAUUCAAAAGAGGUUUAUUAAUAAGUUUGGAAAAACCGUUAAUGGAAGAAUUCUCUCAAAAGACAAUUUCUGAUUCGCUCGCAUCACCGAAACCAACAAGAGAGUGUUCCUUAGAAGAAGCUAUUAAAUUCGAACUUAUCGAUCCGAGUGUGGCGGUUAUUAAAGAUUUGCAAUCGGGUAAAUUUAAAUCAGUCAUCGACGCCAUUCGUGAAAAGCAACUUGAUACCAAUAAAAUCGUUUUAUUCGACCCCGCUACCGGCAAAGUAAAGUCCGCUUGUUGUACUUACGAUAAAAAUAUAAUUAUUUAUUUAAAAGAACCCUUAUCGUUUAUUAAAGCUAUUGAAAAUGGUUUAUUAGACGUUAACACCGGGAAAUUCACCGAUCCACAUUCCAAAGAACUUCUCACGUUGAAAGAUUCAAUCAGCUUAGGUUUUAUUGAUCCGGAUACCGCGCUAAUAAAAGAUUCAAACAAAAAGAAAUUGAUAAAACUUCCAGAAGGUUUUAGAAAGGGCCUCAUAGAAGCCGAAAAGGGAAGUGUACUCGAUACCAGCACUUCAAAAUUGUUCUCAUUGCAAACAGCAUUGGAUACUGGUUUACUCAUUACAACCAAUAGAAGUUUUACUUUAAUAGAGUGUAUUACGUUCGGAAUUUACAAUCCGACCACAGGCCAUUUCACUGACCCGUUUGUUACCACUAAUAUAAUAGACAGAAAAAAACUGAAUCUUGGUGAAGCCCUAACGGCAAACUUGAUUGACCCGAGUAGUACCGUUGUUAAAGAUACGGAAACUGGUGCGUUCCUACCAAUUUUACAUUCUAUUGAAACUGGAUUAGUAGAUCCAAUAGAAGGAAAAUUAUUUGAUAAAGUUGAAAACAAACACAUAGAUUUUUCAAAAGCUGUCGAGAAGGGUUGGAUAUUACCUGCAGAACAACGGCAAGCCGUUGAAGAAAAAUACAAACUAUGCGAUGAAUCUCUGUCGAAAUUACUUCGUUGGAUAAGCGAAAUAGAAGACCGUCUCGCUACACAAGAUGUCAUCCACGAAGUAGAAGAAGAAUUGAGAAAUCAAAUUAACACUAUUAAGCAAAUUAAAGAUGACCUAGAUCAACAUUCCGGUCAAGUUUCUCACUGCCUAGACCAAGUUCGACAACUAGUACUUACGGCAGGUGAUAUUCUAUCAAAAAGCGAGGUAAUGGGUUUAGAAAAGAGCGGUCGUAAUCUAAAAACUCGUUACGAUAAAGCAGUGGAUCGAACAGAAAAACUUUUACGAAAAUUAUUGACAGCUAGAGAUGAAUUGACUAAACUUAAGGGAGAACUAAAAGUAUUCUCCGAUUGGUUGAGUAAAGCUCGAAGAAUUUUAGAAGAUAAAGAAAGGUCUUUGAGCGAUUUGAAUAGAUUGGAUUCUAGUGCGGACAGUACUAAAGAGUUUGUUAGCGAUGUUAUAGCCCAUCAAGCCGAUUUACGAUUUAUAACUAUGUCUGCCCAGAAGUUUGUGGACGAAAGCAAAGAUUAUCUCAACCUUCUAAAUGAUUUACGUACUUCGCUUCCUUCACGUUUACCUCAUAUUGAACCGUAUUCUUCCCAAGAAUCUCCUAUAAGGAAUGAAGUGUCUCUAGUCACACAACAAUAUCGCGACCUCCUUCAUCGUGCCAAUAAUCUAUCUGAUCGUCUUUCUGGCGUCGGUGGUCGACAAAGGGAAUAUUCAGAUGCCCUUGAGAAAGCUAAAGAUUGGUUGAGAGAAGCUGAACCUAGAGCGAUACAAAUACUUGAUGAGCCCAUAGCUGGAGAUCCCAAAACUGUUGAAGACCAAUUACAGAAAGCAAAGGCUGUCAACAAUGAAUUUGUUGCCAAUGGUAGACUAAUAGACAAUGCUAAACAGGCUACCGCAGCAUUACUGAGAUCAUUAGAGGGUCAAAUAGCACCAUCAGAAAUGGCUCGUUUAGAAGAACCAGUCAAACAUCUUGAGAACAAAUACAAACAACUGUGUAAUGCUAUCGCUAAUCGUUGUCAAGAAUUAGACACAGCUCUUGUCCAAUCGCAAGGCGUACAAGAUGCCUUAGACGGAAUUAUAGAUUGGUUAAAUCAAGCUGAAAAUCAAUUCAAAAACCUACAGAAACCGGCUUCACUUAUCAAAGAAAGAUUAGAAGAACAACUGAGGGAACAUAAAGUUUUCCAAUCUGACAUCGACACACAUAUUUCUUCAAUUGAUAGCGUUUAUUUGUCAGCCAACGAACUAAUAGUAUCCACAAGUAACGCAAGGGUCGCUAAAAAGAUCGAAAGCAAAUUGAAUGACGUUAAAGUUAGAUUCGAAAAAUUGUACGAUAGAGCACAACAACGUGGAGUUUUCCUCGAAAGUAUAAAUCAAGAUUUAACCGUCUUCAACAAUCAAUCAACUAAAUUUGAAGAAUGGUAUAACAGUGUUAUAGAAAUAAUAGAUUCAAAGGAUAUGAAUAGAUUACCUAUGGAAGAUUAUUCUAAACAGAUGAAGAAAUUGAUUGCCAACAGAGAAGAUAAUAGAAAAAUGUAUGAAGAUACUGUAAAGAUCGGUAAAGAACUUAUUAACAAACGCGAUGUAACUGACACGACGAACGUUAGAGAUCGUGUCAAAGCAUUGGAAAAUCAAUGGAGACAACUAGACAAUAUGUUAGAAGAAAAAGCUAGACUCUCUAAAUUACGUGCUGAACAACAAAAUAACUAUGAAAGUUUGAGGCAGCAAGUUCAUGACUGGUUGAGUAAAAUGGAAAAUAAAGUAUCUCGAUUAGAUGCGGUCGCAGUACAUUUAGACAUUCUUAAAAAGCAAAAUGAAGAGCUCAAACCCAUCGCUAGAGAAUAUAAAGAUUUUGGAAGCACUAUUGAUAAAAUAAAUGAUGUCGGUGGCAUUUACGACAGUCUAAUAAGAGGUGACAGACCUGAAUCGCCAUCUAGAAGAAAAGGAUACAGUUCCGGUAAACGUGCAUCUCCUAUUGACGGAAGAUCACCGUCUCCCAACAAAGGUUUAUCUCCACUUUCACCGGGAGGCUCCAGUGGAUUCUCAUCUCGAAGAUCAAGUCAAGAUGGUUUCCAUCUUGAAGAAUUGACUCUAAUACAACAGCAGUUAUCAGAAAUCAAUAACAGAUAUUCAUUACUUGGGGUUAAAAUCAAUGACAGGCAAAAUGAAAUUGAUUCUAUCCGUGAAGAAAUUAGAAAACAACUGGACAACCUUAAAACUCUCACUGCUUUCUUAGAUAAAAUUCAAAGGCAACUGCCUAAAGAUAUUGUUCCCACUACUAAAGAUGAAGCUGAUAAACUCAACAAACAAUUGAAGCAAAUUCUAGAGGAAAUGUAUGAAAAACAGUCUUUAUUAGAUUCCACGAAAACGCAAGUGAAAGAUCUAUUGAAAAGAAAGCCCGGCGCAAUAGGUGCUGACAAUCUAAAUGGGGAAUUGGAAGAUGUUGUUUCGCAUUGGAAGAGUCUGAAUGAUCAUCUGAAAAACAAAAUCAAAUUCAUGGAAGACAUGAAAGAUUUCCUUGAUACUUAUGAUUCCCUCAAUUCUUGGUUAGCUGCUAAAGAACGAAUGUUAACAGUAUUAGGUCCAAUAUCUAGCGAUUCUCGUAUGGUACAAUCCCAAGUACAACAAGUACAAGUACUGAGAGAGGAAUUCAGAACUCAACAACCUCAAUUGCAACACCUUAUCGAAGUUGGAGACAAUGUCUUGAAUCACUUGGAACCAAAAUCAUCUGAUCAUCAAAAAGUAAACAACAAAUUAACGGCAGUCCAACAAAAAUGGGCCGAUUUACUUAGCAAACUUGAAGAACGUGCCGACUCACUAGGAGCAGCCGCUGAUACCAGUAGAGAAUUUGAUGCCCAAUUGACUAGAUUGAGAGAUGCCUUGCAAGGUAUUUCUGAUAAUUUGGAUGAAUUACCUUUGGAUAAAGAUCCAGAAGAUCAAUUACGUAAAGUUGAAAACCUAGAAAGACAAUUGGAAGGCCAAAGACCCCUUCUGACCGAUCUCGAGUCCAAUGGAGCGCACUUGUGUGAUGUACUGAGUGAUCCAGCUUCACGAGCCGAUAUCCAAGCUAAAUUAGCAUCGGUGGGACGGCAAUAUAAUGCCUUGCAGAAAAAAUUGGACCACAAGAAAGCUGAAAUCGAAGGGUCAUUGCGAGACGGAAGACAAUUUGAAGAACAAUGUGCCAGAACUUUGGGAUGGUUAUCAGAUGAAUUGGGAUCACUUUCGGAAAAAUUCCUUAUUUCAGCUGUUAGAGAAAUUCUUGAACAACAGUUGAACCAACACGAACCAAUUUAUAGAGACGUUUUAGCGCGAGAACAUGAAGUUAUCAUGCUUUUGAACAAGGGUAGAGAUAUUCUAUACAGAAACAACAAAAUUGAAAAUAGGACUCUCCAAAGAGAUCUCGACAAAAUCAGUCAAAACUGGGAAAAACUGCGCAAAGAAACAGUGGAUAGACAUACCAGACUACAAACUUGCAAAGAACAUUGCCGCAAAUUUUAUAAGGUUCUCGAAACAUUCCUUCCAUGGUUAAGACAAGCUGAAGAUAAAUUGGAUACUUUGAAACCUUCAUCGUUCCAGAAAAAACAUAUUGAGAAGCAACUGAAAGAAUUACAGUUAUUCCGAAAUGAAGUAUGGAAAAAAUCUGGAGAUUACGAAAAUACUAGAUCGCUAGGGGAAACGUUCCUUUCAGCAUGUGAUAUCGAUAAAGAUGAUGUAAAGAACGAAUUGGGCGAUUUGAAAGACAGAUGGGACAGACUUAACAAUAAUUUGAUUGCCAAAACACAAGCAUUGGAAGACCAAGCUAGGAAACUGGCAAACUUUGUAGAAAAUGUACGAGAUUUACAACACGGCUUAGAAAGAUGUGAAGAUAAAUUAACUUCUCACGACGCUUUAGGUGGCGCGGCUAGAGAUCCUAAACUUUUAGAUCGCAUCAAAGCACUGAGAGAGGAGACAGUAAACCUAAAGAAACCACUACAAGGUGUUCGACAACAAGCUAACGAUUUAUCUAAUGAAGCUCUGGACCACAACAUUGAUGCUAAUCAUCUUAAGGAUGAAGUUGAUGGUUUAGGAGACCGAAUAGAAGAUUUAUGCAGUAAAUUAGACGAUCGUUGUUCAGAUUUACAAUCGGCUGCUACCGCGGUUACACAAUUUAAUGAUAAAGUCAAAGAGAUAUCUCAAAAUUUGUCCGAGUUGGAAACCGAAUUAGAUAAUAUGAAACCACCGGGUAGAGAAAUCAAAUUGGUUAGAAUACAAAUCGAUGAUGUAAACAAAUUCCUUAACAAAGUUAAUAAGGUUACUGAUGGCUUAAAUGAUGCUAUUUACUCCGGGGAACGAUUAGUUGACAAUGGCUUUGCUCCAGAUACGUUGCUUACUAGACAACAAUUAGAUACUUUAAAGAAACAGCUGGGGAAACUAGAUGAUCGAGCACACCUCCGAGAAAAAGAUCUCGAAAAUAUCCUUAAGAAACUAGAAGGUUUUUACAUGUCGCAUUCUAGUGUACUAGAUGAUAUCCAAGAAGCUUCCGGAGAAUUACGUAAACUGAAGCCAGUAGGUUCAGAAGUUGACAGUAUUAGAGCUCAACAAAAAGAUUUUAAAAAAUUCAGGGCGAAUACUUUCGAACCUUUGGGUAAAAACAUAGAAGAAGUGAACAAAUUAGGACAAGGACUCAUUCAGUCUGCUUCGCCUGGUGUCAACACUGCCAUUUUGGAAAAAGAUCUAGAAAAAAUGAAUGCUCUCUGGAACGAUCUUAAAGAGAAAAUUCACGAUAGAGAACGUAAACUUGAUAUCGGUCUCCUGCAAUCGGGCAAAUUCCAAGAAGCUUUGGACGGUUUAUCUAAAUGGUUAACAGACACUGAAGAACUAGUAGCUAAUCAGAAACCUCCUUCGGCAGAUUACAAAGUAGUUAAGGCACAGUUACAGGAACAAAAAUUCCUCAAGAAGAUGUUGUUAGACAGACAGAAUUCCAUGACAUCAUUAUUCAAUAUGGGCAACGAAAUCGCCAAAGAAGCUGAACCGUCUGAACGCAAAGCAAUCGAAAAACAAUUGAAAGAUCUUAUUGGUCGUUUCGACGCUUUAACGGAAGGAGCUCAACAACGCACAAUGCAACUAGAACAAGCAAUGCGUGUUGCUAAAGAAUUCCAAGAUAAAUUAAUUCCUCUUCAAGAUUGGUUAGACCGUACCGAAAAGAAAGUUAAAGAUAUGGAAUUGGUACCUACGGAUGAAGAGAAAAUACAACAAAGAAUCCGUGAACAUGAUACUCUCCAUAACGAUAUUCUCGACAAAAAAGUUGACUUUAAAGAACUUACCGAUAUCGCUUCCAACUUAAUGUCUCUCGUUGGCGAUGACGAAGCUUCUGGACUUGCUGAUAAAUUACAAGAAGUUACAGAUAGAUAUGGCAAUCUAGUGGAAGCAAGUGAUCACAUCGGACAACUUUUAACAGAUUCACGACAAGGUCUAAGACAUUUAGUUCUUACUUACCAAGAUUUAGCAGCUUGGAUGGAUCAGAUAGAAUUGAGAUUAGCCCGUUAUAAAGUAUUAGCGGUUCACAAUGACAAACUAUUAGAACAAAUGGACGGCCUUACAGAUCUAUCCGAAAAUAUUGCUAGUCGUCAAAAUGACGUUGAUGGUACAGUAGAUUCUGGUGUUGAAUUAAUGAGACACAUUUCCUCAGAUGAAGCUCUACAACUUAAGGAUAAAUUGGAUUCUUUGCAACGUAGAUACAACGACUUGACUACGAAAGCAGCUGAUCUUUUGAAACUAGCUGAAACUGUAUUACCUUUGGUGCAGAAAUUCCAUACAAACCAUAACCGUUUAGUAGAUUGGAUGCAAAGUGCCGAAUCCAUUUUACAAUCCGCCGAACCACAUGAAGGUGAUAUUGCUCGUUUAGAAAUUGAUUUACAGGAACUCAGACCGGUUUUAGAAACUAUCAAUGUACUGGGACCACAAUUAUGUCAAGCUAGUCCUGGGGAAGGAGCUGCCACAAUCGAAGGAUUGGUUACUAGAGACAAUCGAAGAUUUGACGCGAUUGCAGAACAAAUACAAAGAAGAGCCGAAAGAAUUCACUUGGGAAAACAAAGGGCACUAGAAGUUACUGGUGACAUUGAUGAACUGUUGGAAUGGUUUAGAGAAGUUGAAGGGCAACUAAGAGACGCAGAAAAACCAUCAGGAGAGCCCGAUUUGAUAAGAAUCCAACUGAAAGAACAUAAAGCACUCAAUGAUGAUAUUUCAAGUCAAAAGAGUAGAGUUCGUGAUGUAUUGUCUUCUGCUAAGAAAGUUCUUCGUGAAAGUCCACCUAGUGAAGAUACGUCCUUAAUAAGAGAAAAAAUGGACGAUUUGAGAGAAGUAAUGGACGGUGUAUCUGCUUUGAGUUCCGAUAGGUUAGGAAUUCUGGAACAAGCUCUACCGUUAGCUGAACAUUUCCAUGAUACCCAUAACGUACUUGUAUCAUGGUUGAAUGAUAUGGAAGAACAAGUGACUAUGUUAACAAUGCCUGCUUUGCGACCAGAUCUUAUCGCACAACAACAAGAUCGCAACGAAAUGUUUUUACAAUCAAUUAAUGAACAUAAACCGCUCAUAGACAAACUUAAUAAAACUGGUGAAGCACUUAUUAACCUCUGCAACGAUGAUGAUGGUAUUAAAGUUCAAGAAUUAGUAGACUCCGACAAUGCGCGUUAUGGAGCGCUGAGACUAGAACUGCGAGAACGACAACAAGCAUUAGAACAAGCAUUACAAGAAAGCUCCAAGUUUUCUGAUAAACUCGAAGGAAUGCUCCGUGCUCUAUCCCACACUGCUGAUCAAGUUAACCAUCUAGAACCGAUAUCGGCUCAUGUGCCAAAGAUCAAAGACCAAAUUGAAGAUAAUGAUAACUUAGUAGCUGAUAUAGAUAAGAGAAAGGAAGCUUACGCAGCUGUACAGCGGGCUGCCGAUGAUGUUAUAAGUAAAGCUGGAAACAGAGCUGAUCCGGCCAUUAAAGAAAUCAAAGCUAAAUUAGAAAGACUCAAGAGUUUAUGGGACGAUGUACAAAAAGCCACAAACACUCGAGGAAAAUCAUUAGAUCAUGCUUUGGAGGCAGCCGAAAAAUUCUGGAAAGAAUUACAUGCCGUUAUGGCUACACUUAAAGAUCUUGAAGAUUCUUUAGCGUGUCAAGAACCUCCUGCCGUAGAACCCAAAGCUAUCCAAGAACAACAAGUUGCUUUGCAAGAAAUCCGCCAAGAAAUCGACCAAACUAAACCAAGCGUUGACAAAGUUAGAAGUUCAGGAGAGAAAUUAAUGAAAUUGUGUGGUGAACCCGAUAAACCUGAUGUUAAAAAACACAUUGAAGAUUUAGAUAAUGCUUGGGAUAACAUUACUGCUCUCUAUGCAAAACGCGAGGAAAAUCUUAUUGAUGCAAUGGAAAAGGCAAUGGAAUUCCACGAAACUUUACAGAAUCUACUCGCUUUCUUGAGCCAAGCCGAGGGUAAAUUUGAAAAACUUGGUCCUCUAGGCAGCGACAUUGAUGCCGUCAAAAAACAAAUCGACCAACUCAAAAAGUUCAAAGCCGAAGUUGAUCCGCACAUGGUUAAAGUUGAAGCUUUGAAUAGGAGUCUCAUAAGGCAAGCUCAAGAACUCACAGAACGCACAUCUUCAGAUCAAGCCGCAUCUAUCAAAGAACCAUUAUCAGCUGUUAAUAGAAGAUGGGACGAUUUACUUAGAGGUAUUGUAGAAAGGCAGAGGCAGCUUGAAAACGCUUUACUAAGAUUAGGACAAUUCCAACAUGCUCUUAAUGAACUUCUCGUAUGGAUCUCUAAGACCGAUACGACUCUUGACGAGUUAAAACCGGUUGCGGGAGAUCCACAAGUACUAGAAAUCGAAUUAGCAAAGCUGAAGGUUUUAGUUAAUGAUAUACAAGCUCAUCAAACUAGUGUUGAUACUCUUAAUGAUGCCGGUAGACAAAUAAUUGAAAGUGGGGAGUCUGAUGAAGCGAGUGUAACGCAAGAAAAACUUAACACCUUGAACACUCAAUGGCGUUCUUUAAUGCAAAAAGCUGCAGACAGACAACGAGAGCUCGAAGAUGCCCUCACAGAGGCCCAGAGGUUCAAUGCAGAAAUUCAAGAUCUGCUCUCUUGGUUAGGUGAUGUAGAUGGCAUUAUUGCUGCCAGCAAACCUGUAGGAGGUUUACCAGAAACAGCUACUGAACAGUUGGAAAGAUUUAUGGAAAUAUACAACGAAAUCGAAGACAACAGGCCUAAAGUAGAGACUGUAUUAGCACAAGGACAAGAAUAUCUUAAAAAAGCUGCUUCUCCUGCUUCCAACUUACAACACAACCUGCGUACUUUGAAACAAAGAUGGGAUAGUGUUACUGCUAGAGCCAAUGACAAAAAAAUCAAAUUGGAAAUUGCUCUGAAAGAAGCCACUGAAUUCCAUGAAUCGUUACAAGCAUUUGUUGAUUGGUUAACAAACGCUGAGAAACAUCUUCAGACUCUCAAACCAGUGUCUAGAGUUUUAGAUACAAUUCAAAAUCAAAUCGAAGAGCACAAAAUAUUCCAGAAAGACGUUAGUGCUCAUCGAGAAAUCAUGCUAGCUUUGGACAAAAAGGGAACACACCUUAAAUACUUUAGCCAGAAACAAGAUGUAAUAUUAAUUAAAAAUCUUCUGAUCAGUGUCCAACACAGAUGGGAAAGAGUAGCUUCAAAAUCAACUGAAAGAACUAGAGCAUUAGACUUGGGAUAUAAAGAAGCUAAAGAAUUCCACGAUUCUUGGUCUUCUUUGAUGAAUUGGUUGGAUGAGACUGAAGUAUCAUUGGACGAACUUCAAUCAGAAACUAUUAGCAAUGAUCCUAACAAAAUCAAACAACGCCUAGCAAAACAUCAAGAACUUCAAAAGGCUUUAUCAUCGAAACAAGGAACUUAUGAUAAUGUUAUGAAAACAGGCAAACAACUUAAAGAUAAAGCACCUAAAACUGAUGAAACCACUCUUAAGCAUAUGCUUACUGAACUUAAGAGUAAAUGGAAUUCUGUUUGUCAUAAAAGCGUUGACAGACAACGUAAACUGGAAGAAGCUCUUCUCUAUUCAGGUCAGUUCAAAGAUGCUAUUGCUGCUUUAGUUCAAUGGCUACAAAAAGCAGAAAAAGAUCUAUCAGCCGAUAGUCAUUUGCAUGGUGACUUAGAUACUGUCAAUCAUCUAGUUGAUCUACACAGAGUAUUUGAAAAAGAAUUAGAAAAACGUAAUGAUCAAAUGGAUUCUGUUAUUAAGAAUGGACAAGAAUUAGAAAGGUCAGCUGCCAAAGCUGAUGCUAUUCAAAUUCGAGCGCAAUUAAACGAACUAACAGAACUGUGGGAAACUGUAACUCACUUAACCAGAAUAAGAACAGAGAAACUCAGAGAGGCCUUAACGGAUGCUGAACAUCUUCAUAGAUCUGUUAAUAUGAUUUUGGAUUGGUUAUCAGAAGCUGAAAUGAAAUUGAGAUUUGUUGGAAAUCAACCAGAAGAUGAAGCUACAGCAUAUGAACAAGUUAAAGCUCUUGAUCAAUUCAGAGCUCAAUUAAAUGAAAAAGAAAUAGAAAAAGAUCAAACUCUAGAAUUGGCCCAUAACAUACUUGCUAAGGCCCAUCCAGAUUCGAUCAAUGUAAUUAAAAAUUGGAUAAAGGUUAUCCAAGCUAGAUGGGAGGAAGUCUCCCAAUGGGCAUUACAGCGACACCAGAAGCUAUCCCAGCACUUACAAUCGCUCAAAGAUAUGGAUGAAACCAUAGAGGAGCUCAUUCAGUGGUUACUAGGUCUAGAAAAUACUUUGAUUGCUCUUAAAAGGGAGGAAUUACCCAUGGAUAUUCCAGAAACCGAACAACUUAUUGCAGAUCAUAAAGAAUUUAUGGAAAAUACACAAAAAAGACAAGCAGAAGUAGAUAGAGUAUGUAAAGCAAAACAAGUCAAGUCUGCAGUUAGCAUUAAAGAUCCCAAGAAAUUCGCCAAAGGAAAAGGACAAAUUCGUGGUUCUCAGCAUGAUAUUCACGAUUCCACACAAGACAUCUAUGGCUCACUUGGUCGCAAGCAAAGCUUCAAAGGCUCAAGGAAUGAUCUUCAACGAGGAAGUCGUGUCAGCCUAUCAGGACGGGAUCUUCUCAGUCCAGAUUCGAAUUUACCACACAUCGGCCCAAGGUUCCCACCCACUGGAAGCGAACCGGAAUUCCGGUCUCCAAGAGUCAAAUUCUUAUACGACAAAUGGCGUCAUGUAUGGAUGCUAUCCUGGGAAAGACAGAGAGAACUAUAUGAUCAUCUGGCUUAUCUGAAAGAAAAAGAAAAAGCUGACAACUUCUCAUGGGACGAUUGGAGAAAACGUUUCUUGAAAUUCAUGAAUUACAAAAAGUCAAGGUUGACAGAUCUCUUCAGAAAAAUGGACAAGGAUAACAAUGAGUUGAUACCCAGAGAUGACUUCAUUGAAGGAAUCAUCAAAACAAAAUUCGACACUUCUCGAUUGGAAAUGAAACAUGUAGCAGACAUGUUUGAUGAAAACAACCGCGGUUUGAUCGAUUGGAAGAAAUUCAUAGCAGCCCUUCGUCCAGAUUGGGAAGAAAAACCAGUAGAUAAUGAUGCUCAGAAGAUUCACGAUGAAGUAAAACGGUUGGUUAUGUUGUGUACUUGCAGACAGAAAUUCAGGGUUUUCCAAGUCGGUGAAGGAAAAUACAGAUUUGGGGAAAGUCAAAAAUUACGUUUAGUCCGUAUUCUACGAAGUACUGUAAUGGUACGAGUAGGAGGUGGUUGGGUAGCGUUGGAUGAAUUCCUGUUGAAGAAUGAUCCUUGCAGAGCCAAAGGACGCACAAACAUAGAGCUGCGCGAGCAAUUCAUCUUAGCGGACGGGGUUUCGCAAACUAUGACGGCGUUCAAGCCCAAAACGUCUGCGUCUAGUCCCGCAUCUGGUUCUUCGGCAUCUUCACUACGCACACCUCAGGGUCCCAUUACGAAGGUACGGGAACGUUCUCAACGAUCAGUGCCUAUGGGAAGUCUACCACGAACGUCCAAAUCAUCUCUUUCAGCCGGCACACCGGACUCCCUCUCAGAUAACGAAAGUUCAACAUUCCGUACGCCCAGAAAGCCAUCUUAUAGGUCAACAUUAACUCCAGGUGGUUCAAGAAGUAAUUCGAGGCCACAGUCUAGGACAGGAAGUAGACCUGGAAGUAAACCACCAUCUAGGCAUGGAUCUAACUUGUCUUUAGACAGUACAGAUGACACUACACCAUCAAGAAUUCCAAGAAGAACACCAACAUCUGGAAGAAGUUCGGCCCUCUCAACAACAAAAAGUAUAAACGGGUCUAGUUCGAGACCAAGAACACCCAGUGGACUAAUCUCGCCAGCGAGUCCUGUUGGAAGGUCUCGCAUACCGAUAUAUAAAGGAAAAAGUGAAGAAAUUGACCCUGAUUCGCCCUCUACUUCAAGUUCUUGCUCCAUGACUUUUUCUUCUGGAAAAUCGUCAUCAAGUAGAACAAGAAUUCCACGACUUAUUAGGAGCGCAAGUUCAAGCAAAGUAAAACAAGUGACAAUAGGCGUUGCCCCAACGCUAAGGACAGCCUCUAGAACAAGAACACCGUCAGGUUCCAAUACUCCCGUUCAUCCAGACCAACAAACAGCAGUCUCAAAAUUACUGAAACGUCCUACAAGUGGAACAGAAACUCCCACCGGCCAAACCCGAAGGAAACCAACUUCAAUUUCCGAUCGGGAACCAUUUAGGUUAUAAUUUACUCUCUUUAACUAUUCCAGAAAAAAAUAAUAAAAUAAAAACUUAAAUGACUGACAUGUUAUGUUAAGAAGCUGAAAAAUGUUCAUAUUUUUGUAUAAAUGUAAAAUAUUUACUUUAAUUUUUUGUUUGACAAAGUCAAACCUUUGUUGAAGAAAAGAUAUGGUUGGAAUUUUUUGGUAUAAAAAGUUUAACAGCACUCUUUACUAAAAUAAUUAGUUUUUAAGUCAAAAAAGAGGAUUUAUUUAUUUUUUCUGUAAUAUGAAAAUUUCAAUUUUUUAAGUUGCCAUAUCUAUAAGAAUAAAAUUGAGUGAUGAGGUAUGUUUUUGUGAUUUGGAGUAACUAUUGUGUAUUGGUAAAUUAAUUUAUAUAUUGGCAAAAGGGACCAUUUUUUUAAAUUUCUUUUUUAAGGUUUACUAAUUUUUCUAACCUGCUUUAUUGAUUUUAUUUUUAUUAAUACCCUUAAAGCCAAACACUGCAUACUACUCUUUCAUAUAUAAUACGAGAAGAGAGUGUGAUUACCACUUUUCCAUGUUUACCUCUUGUAAUCGCCAGUACAAGGGGUAAACAUAUUGUAACUUAUUUAUAUGUAACGCUUUUGUAUUAUUUAACUACGAUUCUUGUUAUUUAAUAAAAACCUAAAUUUUUAUUAUUA
Diorhabda carinulata is the source of this 25994-nucleotide messenger RNA. RefSeq names its product microtubule-actin cross-linking factor 1 (gene shot). The record is from RefSeq and is a predicted model, not a curated record. The coding region runs from base 596 to 25339 and encodes 8247 amino acids. Lineage: Eukaryota; Metazoa; Arthropoda; Insecta; Coleoptera; Chrysomelidae. Gene Ontology annotation, cellular component: membrane; cytoskeleton; intermediate filament. Gene Ontology annotation, molecular function: microtubule binding; structural molecule activity; calcium ion binding. The transcript has 39 exons. Gene Ontology annotation, biological process: intermediate filament cytoskeleton organization; wound healing.